This is a messenger RNA of Oryza sativa Japonica Group (Japanese rice), 1012 nucleotides long. RefSeq lists its product as uncharacterized. Lineage: Eukaryota; Viridiplantae; Streptophyta; Magnoliopsida; Poales; Poaceae. The record is from RefSeq and is a predicted model, not a curated record.
CAAGCGAAACGGGAAGCCCAGAGGCAUCAGCCAAGCCACACGUCUCGAAGCUUCUUGUAACAGGAGCUAGGGUUAGGUCUCCGAGCCUCCGACCUUCCGAUUCCUCUCCGCCGGCAGCCAUGUCAGGUCGCGAGGUCCGCGAGUACACGAAUCUCAGCGACCCCAAAGAUAGGAAGUGGGGGAAGGGGAAGGACAAGAUUGAUGAUGAGGACAUCACCUUCCAGCGCAUGGUCGCAAAGGGAUUUUGGCUCUCUACUUGGCGGUUGAUGACGACAGAUGCAGGAGGUUGCUGGUGAACGGGGAGGUUACCUUCAUGGGCGAGGAGCAUUGGACAGUGAUGAUUUACUGUACCUAAAAGAACAAAUGGAAGCUGAGGAAGACGCAGAGCGUCUUCUUCGCCGUACUGAGAAGCGUGCAUUUGCUGCUUUUAAGAAAGCAGCAAUUUUAGCUGAUUCUACACCUGCUGUUCCUGCGGCUCUUCGAGUCGAGCCUAAACCUAAAAGCGAUAUCAGGCAACAAGAUCUCUUGAAGAAUAUUGUCGGGAUCAAACCGAAACGGACAAAAGUUAGCAGCCCUUCACAACCAGCAGAGAACGAUAAACCUAAGCAGAGCCCAGAAGAUUCUGUCAACAAAGUGUCCUCCCCGCAGAGCCAAUCAGGAUCCAGGAAGGAAUCAUCUCAGCGGGACGGGGCAGUCAGUUUUGAGAAGCCUUUGUUGAAACCAGUUGAACCGAGAGAGUCCAAGCCACAGAAUGCAACUGGAAGCUUGCUCGGUUUAGCUUACGAGAGUUCAGAUGAAGAAUGAUCAUUGGUUUAGAUGGAAAGCAGAACUAGUGUGUAGAUUGUAUAUUAGGCAUUUUGUACUGCUUGCUAGAGCAUGUUUUGUACCUGGAUUUGUUAAAAGCUGCUUAAAGCUGUUUUUUUUUCUUUUUUACAAUUUUUCCUAUGUAAACAAACGGUUGAAAUUGGACGGAACUCAUGGUUUAAAGUUUACAUGCGUACUUAACUCCUCC